AUGUGCUGCGUGUGCUUCACCUUACCGUCUCAGAAACUGCAACAAAGGAAGAAGAGAGAGAUAACGGGGACACCAGGUGACACAACACAGAACAAAUCCGUAUCUGAUCUGAUUCAUGAAGCCAAUAAAGGACCGAUAUACUCUAAGAACUAUAGAAUUAAGGAUUUGGACAUCGCUACGAGCACAAAAAGGGGCAAUAGUGUGUGCCCCAAGGGCAUCUGCCUGUGGCCAAAAUCCGAUGACGAAAAGGUUUAUGUCCCAUAUGUUAUUUCAAGCGACCACAGUCUCUUUGAAUCCCAAGUAAUACAGUAUGCGAUGAUGAGUAUUGAAGGUGCCAGUUGCAUUCGUUUUAUCAAGCAGACGUCAGAGGCAGAUUACAUUAGCUUUCAGCCUCUGGAAGGAUGCUGGUCUGCAUUAGGACGAAGUGGAGGUGUACAGACAAUCUCUUUGGGUCCAUCAAAAUGUACAUGGACGGCAGUUGCUACACAUGAAAUCCUACAUGCACUGGGCCUCCAACACGAACAUGUGAGAAAAGACAGAGAUAACUAUAUAAAAGUCCUGUGGGAUAACAUCGAAGACGGCUAUGCUAGUAGUUAUGAGAUAUCCGAUACCUUGAACAUCGAUCUCACCAAAUAUGAUUAUGAAUCCAUCAUGCAUUACGCCAAAACCACUUUCUCCAAAAACAACAUGCCUACAAUGGAAGCUGUUCCCGACAAAACUGUUAGUUUUGGAGAGAACAUUGGCAUGAGCGCUCUGGAUAUCAUAAAAAUCAACACCCUGUACAACUGCUCAACAAAAUCUGAUUCCAAAAUUUCUGUUGGUCAGACCACCACCACAACAACACCAACCACCACUACUACUACCACCACAACAAAGCCAACCACCACUACUACUACCACCAAAAGAACACCAAGAACUACUACUACUACUACAACCACCAAGCCAAGGCCUGUUCUGGACGCAAACAAUGUUUGUGGUGGCUUGCUGACAAACCCACAGGGAGUCAUCACUUCCCCCAACUUCCCAAACAAUUACCCCAUUGAGGCUUACUGUCACUGGAACAUCAGCACCACCUCUAAGGUUAAGAUCACUUUUACCCAUUUUGAUGUAGAAGGCAGUAUGAGUAGCAUCUGUGCCUUUGACAAGCUUCAGGUCUACAACGGACAGGGUCUACUUUCCUCGUACAAGUCUGAAUUCUGUGGAAAGACGUUGCCACCAUCCAUUACAUCCAAGCAGAAUACCAUGCAGAUCGUCUUCUCCAGCGAUCACAGUGCAAGUUGGACAGGAUUCAGGCUCGUAUAUGCACCAGGCAUUGAUGUGCCACGUGUUCAGGUGACUCCAAUGCACCGCCACGCCUCCUCCUGCCCCAGAAGGCAACGAAUUGGGCUGGAACGCACUGGGGAUGGUGUGCACUAG
Nanorana parkeri is the source of this 1416-nucleotide messenger RNA. Its product is annotated as embryonic protein UVS.2-like. Gene Ontology annotation, molecular function: metalloendopeptidase activity; zinc ion binding. Bases 1 to 1416 code for a protein of 471 amino acids. NCBI's taxonomy places the organism in Eukaryota, Metazoa, Chordata, Amphibia, Anura, Dicroglossidae. Gene Ontology annotation, biological process: proteolysis. The record is from RefSeq and is a predicted model, not a curated record. The transcript is spliced from 12 exons.